Oncorhynchus kisutch (coho salmon) is the source of this 2728-nucleotide messenger RNA. Its product is annotated as dysbindin domain-containing protein 1-like. The record is from RefSeq and is a predicted model, not a curated record. Bases 348 to 830 code for a protein of 160 amino acids. Gene Ontology annotation, biological process: negative regulation of protein kinase activity. Lineage: Eukaryota; Metazoa; Chordata; Actinopteri; Salmoniformes; Salmonidae. Gene Ontology annotation, cellular component: cytoplasm. The transcript is spliced from 4 exons.
AAGCUCUUUCACAAUGUGCUUAUAGAAUAUUGCUGUGUUCUCUCGCUCUCUCUCUCUCUCUCUCUCUCUCUGUGAGGCAGGCAGCGCAGCAGAGCGGUGAACUCAGCGUGUUCUCACAUCUGUAUUGGGCAGGCUGGUGAGUGUGUGAGAGAGCACUGAGCAGGGAUGAGCACCAGACAGUGAGGAAGAGAACGACAGAGGAGUAAAAAAAAAGGAGUGCAGCUGGAGUCGGAUGCUGUGGUGAACGAGAGCUGGCAUACCUCUCUCUCUCCCUCCAUCUCUCUCAGUCUGUCUCCCCCACUCCCAUGCUGUUGUGAUAGACAGCACGGCACUCUCGGCUUGGCUGCAUGGAGGCACAGGGAGGGGCAGGGAGCCCAGAGCCCAAUAAAGACAUCCAGAAGUUGCUGAAGCCCUCCAGCUCAGGGGACCUUUCCAAGGAGUUGUACCAUCACCCAGUGGGGGAAGAGGAGGGAGGGCUCCCAGGACACACUGCUGGCCUGCUGCACGUCACCGAGAGGAGACGUGAGUACCGGGAGCCUCUGAGCAGUGUGUCCUCCCUGGAGGUGCACUUUGACCUCCUGGACCUGACAGAGCUAACCGACAUGUCUGACCAGGAGCUGGCUGAGGUGUUCGCUGACUCUGAUGAGGAGAACCACAACGAGUCCCCAGCAGGCCACCACCAGCCACCCUUGCCCAGAGGAGGUUACAUGCGCUCCCCAUCGUGGACCCGUUGCAGCAAGGCUGAGCCCCCCAGGGAGAGGAAGCACCACAGCGACUCCGACACCACCGCAGGGCCCUUAAUGAAGCUGGAGAGGCCUAAGCAGCCCUGAGAGCCUGUGGGUCUUGGAAAGAGAGAGGCCCAGAGCGGAAACACCGGGAACGGACACCGAGACCACACCAACUUCCCCAACCCCUGGUCCGGGCACUGAGACAACCAUGUUGCUGAAGACACUACAGACAGACUGAGCUCUCAACGCUGUGCACUGUAUUAUAAACUUAACAUAAAACCAUGUCUGUGAGUGAAAUACACACACACACACAUGCAAACACACACAAAAUGACACACGGAUAUCUGCAAAAUCACACACACGUACACACAUGCUAUUUAUUGUGUUUUCCAUGCAAGGGGUUCCUCUGGCAUAAACACUGGAGGGCCAGUGUGAUUUUUGAGGCUUUGUUUGGGAUGAACAACAGGGUAUAAGGCUGUCCCAGUGUGGGGAGAAUGCUUGGUUAAAAGCCUCCCCAUCCCUGCAGCAUCUUAGGGGUGGAAGAGUAGGCUUGGAGGGGUGGGACGGACCCUGAAAACCUUGGCUACAAAAUAUCAUGUGGCAAAGUUAACGGGAAUACCCACUCCAGUCAAAUAAAUGACUGGAAUAUGGACCUCAUUAUGCGAUAGUACAGCAGGCAAUAUGGAAGUCUUCUUUUUAAUUAGAAUAAGAGUCCAACCUGAAUCUAUUGCACAAUGUUCUUCCUUAAAGUGCCAGGGCCAUCUGCUCUCUGAAUGACUUUCUGCAGGCUUUCUGUAGGUUGUAACUAACAGGAGGCAAUGGGCAGUGUUUCAGUGGGGCCACUCUCCAUCUGCUCUCUGAAUGACUUUCUGCAGGCUUUCUGUAGGUUGUAACUAACAGGAGGCAAUGGGAAGUGUUUCAGUGGGGCCACUCUCCAUCUGCUCUCUGAAUGACUUUCUGCAGGCUUUCUGUAGGUUGUAACUAACAGGAGGCAAUGGGCAGUGUUUCAGUGGGGCCACUCUCCAUCUGCUCUCUGAAUGACUUUCUGCAGGCUUUCUGUAGGUUGUAACUAACAGGAGGCAAUGGGCAGUGUUUCAGUGGGGCCACUCUCCAUCUGCUCUCUGAAUGACUUUCUGCAGGCUUUCUGUAGGUUGUAACUAACAGGAGGCAAUGGGCAGUGUUUCAGUGGGGCCACUCUCCAUCUGCUCUCUGAAUGACUUUCUGCAGGCUUUCUGUAGGUUGUAACUAACAGGAGGCAAUGGGCAGUGUUUCAGUGGGGCCACUCUCCAUCUGCUCUCUGAAUGACUUUCUGCAGGCUUUCUGUAGGUUGUAACUAACAGGAGGCAAUGGGCAGUGUUUCAGUGGGGCCACUCUCCAUCUGCUCUCUGAAUGACUUUCUUCAGGCUUUCUGUAGGUUGUAACUAACAGGAGGCAAUGGGCAGUGUUUCAGUGGGGCCACUCUCCAUCUGCUCUCUGAAUGACUUUCUUCAGGCUUUCUGUAGGUUGUAACUAACAGGAGGCAAUGGGCAGUGUUUCAGUGGGGCCACUCUCCAUCGCUCUCUGAAUGACAUUCUGUAGGUUGUAACUAACAGGAGGCAAUGGGCAGUGUUUCAGUGGGGCCACUCUCCAUCGCUCUCUGAAUGACUUUCUGUAGGUUGUAACUAACAGGAGGCAAUGGGCAGUGUUUCAGUGGGGCCACUCUCCAUCGCUCUCUGAAUGACUUUCUGUAGGUUGUAACUAACAGGAGGCAAUGGGCAGUGUUUCAGUGGGGCCACUCUCCAUCGCUCUCUUUUCUUCCCAUCCUCUCCCUUCUACCUCUCUCUACCUGAGAGGAAACCGGUGUGGCCACAGUAAACUAAAUGUAUUUGCAGAUAUGAUAUGAUGUACGACAGCAGUCCUUCUCACCAACAUUACAUUCAACACUGUGAAUCUUGUCCUUUGCCAAACCAAGUGAUGUGGGGAUGAGUGGUGAAAAAAAUAAAGAAUUUCUUGCAAACAAA